AUGGUACACGGUACAGCCAUGCAGCCGCGGAAUAUCGAGGGCCCGCAGCGGUCGGAGGAGGACGGAGAGCGAACACAAUGGCUGAAGCUGGGCGGCUGGACGGUGCUUGGGCUGGCCGCCUUCUGGGCGCUGUGCGUGGUGUCGUGGUGGACUGUGCGAGAUAUCCCGGGCGCGUGGGUUGGAGAAUCGUCAAAAUCUGCUGUGAUGAAAGAGAAGCUGCGGCAGAGGAGGGAUUCGCCAAGCAUCUCGUCCGCUAAGUUAGUAUCCGUAGCGGGGGAAGCGGCCGCGGGCCUGGAGAUGUGGACCUCGUUGGGAGGUGGAGAGAACGUGGCUGUCGUGGGUGCCGGGUUGGUGGCGGAAUUCCAGGAGCUUCAGUAUGACAUGGGCGUUUUGCAGGAGAGCCUCGCCAAGUCGCGAUCGGUGGGCAGCGUGGUCGGGCUCGUGUCGUGGGAUCUAAACAAGGCGCAGGCAUUGCUCAAGGAAGACCAGGCGGUGCUGGUUGAGCAGGGCCGCCAGGUGCACGCGCUCGCCCGCGGAGUCCUCCAAGAACACCAGGAGUAUCAGGGCAGCCGCGAUGAUGUCAGGGCGGACGGGGAGGGCCGGUCUAAGCGGCAAGCUGGCGAAGAGCUGGAGCUGAUGAACAAGCUUACGUACGGGCUGGGGGAGGCUAACGUUCAGGAAAUUUUGGGGAGACUGCAAGAGGUGGAAAGCGAGGUCAACGCUGCCGUGGCCACGCAAGAAGCGGAGGAGAUGGCCGCUCGGUAUGCCGCCGCGGCGGAGGCGACGCGGGAGCAGCGGGGGGGAGGAGGGAGGGGGGGACGGCCAGCCGAGGUCAGCGAUGAAGACAUCGCCCGGGUGGUGGAGGAGGUGGUGCUUUCCGUGGACACGCCUUCCUCCCCGGAUUCCUGCGUCACGGUUGAUCUCGCUCGGAACCUGACCAGGGCUGAGCUGGAGAGGUUUGGUGCGGAUCGAACUGGGAUCCCUGACUACGCCAUGGGACCUGCCGGCGCCCACGUGAUCUCUAGGAUGACCAGUGAAACCUACGAACCGGCGGGCACCAGCAGGUGAAGUCCCGUCCUCUCGCCAAUGGCUCAAAGAGCCCUCCUCAUUACCUACGUUGUUUCCGGUCGCACGAAGGUGUUGCCAGGCCUAUUUCGCGCUUGUCGAAGAUCUGGGCUAGUGUGCGAGUCGUGGGUUCCCCGUUGUUUUCCUCUGCCACUGGAGUCGUUUUGAUCGCCGCCGGUUUUAUCUCGCUCCACACCCUAGUGUUGUCUCUGAAUUGGUUCGUUGGUCUCGCUUUCACCCAUGGCCAUGUCUCAACCCUCUCUCCACUCAGCCGAUGGGAGCCCUGGAAUGGUUUCGCAGCAAGAGGCGAGGGGCCUCCCUCCAAGCUGUUAGCCCUCCACCGGUGGCCAUCAACCCGGAGUCGCGCCUGGGCAGAUGCUGGCCCAUGAAGGGUGAGGCAGGCUGAAACGUUUGGGAGUGGUCGUCGCUGUCGCUGCCGCUCUGCCUCGAGCCUACGCCGGCCUGUGAAGCUUAAGAAGCUUUAGAAGGUUGACCCCUAUCGGUGUGGGACGCAAUUUUUUUGCCUCUCGGCGCCCGUGAUUGUUCUUUGUACCGGUCCUGUGCAUCACAACGGUGGUGAGAGGAGGGUACGCACAAUCAUGCACGCCACAGCAGCAGUUGGUGUGGCCAUCAAGUUGGACUGAGGGGAUCUUGGACUUAACGCAGGGAAUUUUUUUAUGACAUUUUGUGGAGUGUUGAUCGCGUCGGCUCAUGGACAUCCUCUGUGUUUGGCGUUCUGCGAUGCAUUGGUGUUGAUGGCAUUUUGUGGAGUGUUGACGCUUGAUUGCCUCGGCUCAUCGACACCCUU
Molecule: messenger RNA, 1873 nt
Organism: Ectocarpus siliculosus
Lineage: Eukaryota; Phaeophyceae; Ectocarpales; Ectocarpaceae
Source: the annotation of a GenBank genome assembly